AUGGAGAGGAUCAUGAAAGCUCAGGCUUUGAGAGACAGCAGCAUGGGUGGCUACAUGUCGAGCAAGAAGACGAUGGAGAUCAACCCAGAGAACUCGAUCAUGGACGAGCUGAGGAAGAGAGCUGAAGCGGACAAGAACGACAAGUCCGUGAAGGAUCUGGUUCUUCUUCUCUUUGAGACUGCUCUUCUCACUUCUGGUUUCAGCCUCGACGAGCCCAACACUUUCGGGAGCAGAAUCCACAGGAUGUUGAAGCUUGGACUUGAGCAUUGA
This is a messenger RNA of Microthlaspi erraticum, 270 nucleotides long. Lineage: Eukaryota; Viridiplantae; Streptophyta; Magnoliopsida; Brassicales; Brassicaceae. The record is from the annotation of a GenBank genome assembly.